UCUUGAUUUUAUAUAUCGUUACUGGUCAAUAGCAGAAAAUACUAAAAUUACACUUUCUAUUUAAGAUAUUUAUAUUAAUAAAUAUUUAUAUAUAUUAAUAAGAUAUUUAUUAGUAUUGUAUAUAACUUAACCAUAGAUAAUACACACACUUAGUAACGUCAACGCUGUAAUGCCAACCAAAUGCCAACAUUGCCAACCUAUUUUUAGUUUAUUUGAUGUGAUUUGGAGUUUAUCAUAAAAACUUUAUUCACAAUUAUCAUAAAUACUGUGUAUUACUAUUUUUAAAAGCUGGAUCCCUGAUGAGUCUCAGCACAGAAGACAUAGAAAAAUGGACGAGAGACGGAAGAAACAAAGUUUUUUUUUUGCAGAGCUUGAAAUGUCACCGAGCUGUUCGAGUUUCGAAGUCCUGGAUCCACAUGAUCCUGUGAUCAGUCGGUUAGCCACACAGCUCUUUAAAAAAACAACUGACUACCUUCAGGCUGAAAUGGUUGCUGGACAGGAACACUACAUGCUGCUUGAGGAGAUCAACAGACUCGCGAUCACCAAGUACGCAGAUCUAAGGAGCCUAGCCGCGAACCUGAACAAGACCCUUAAUGAAUACAACGAGAUGUAUGCCCAGCAGAUCCAACCCCUACUCCAGCAGAUAGAUCAAAUCGAAGUCCAGGUAUCUAAAUUCGAAGUUAACGCUUACCGCCUCGACAGCUAUACGAAGCAAUUGAAGGCUCGUUUUAAGGAGCUUGAAGAGAAGUAAGGCGGUACCCGGCUGUCGUUAAAUGGGGGUCUAAAGCAUAGUUGUCCUGCUCGCACGCUUGAACUCACCCCGGUCCACGAAGAAAACUCGAUACAGCAAAAUCAUUGUCGGGUUCGAAAAUGCCGCGUUACGUUAAUACAAUUGAAUUCAAAAAUGAAUAAUUUCCCAAUUUAGCCUUUGCUCCUAGAUCGGCGUGCCUUGUCCAAUGAUGGUAUGGUAUGAUUAUUGGGGCGUUUAUAGCCUUUUAUUUGCUCGCGAUUUUAGAGAAAUUCGUUUUGAAAGAUAAACCAAAAAAGGGCUGUUUUAUCAACGUCAAAACACUUUUUACUGGUGGUAGGACCUCUUGUGAGUCCGUGCGGGUAGGUACCACCACCCUGCCUAUUUCUGCCGUGAAGUAGUAAUGCGUUUCGGUUUGAAGGGUGGAGCAGCCGCUGUAACUAACUAUACUUGUGACCUUAGAACUUAUAUCUCAAGGUGGGUGGCGCAUUUACGUUGCAUUACGCAUUACGUUACUCUAGUAACCACUUAACACCAGGUGCGCUGCGAGCUCGUCAGACCAUAUAAGCAAUAAAUAAAUAAAUAAUGUUAUAGUCUUUAUAGAGUAAAUUAGUCAAAUCAGGCCUGCUUUGUUGGUCGAUGUUUGACUUGACUUUGAUCGGAUCGCGACCAAAGUACUUAGGAUCACCCACGCUAGCCAAUCUGAAAAUUAUCUGAAAAUUUGAAAUAUAGGGAACAGAUACUCUACGAACCCACUAUGUAAGACUUUUAUAAAUAUUCAAUUUAACAACGUGAAGUUUCAAAGGGAUUCCGCUAAUUUACAAUAAUUGAAAUAGCUCAGUCCUCAUAUAAUUGUUAUAAUGUGUUACCGGACAAUGAAUAGUGUUGUCCAUUAAUCGUUAAAGUGCUGAUACAGUUAAAGAAAAAAAAAAACUUGUGCCCUGCUAUCUCGUGACAUUAUCACUACCGCACAGCUUUAUUAUCUGUAGCUAGUACUUAUAAGUAAGUUUAGGUAGAUUCUUCUUAAUUACCAGAAUUCGAUGAGGUUACCGCUGAUACGUCAAAUCUUACUGGGCCACUGCUGUAGUAUAAUUUUUCUCUCCUCUUAGCUCUAGAAGCGUUUGUUUAGUACUUUAGCGUAAUAGAAGGCCGGGAACUUAAUAAUGACCCUAUGAUUAGAUGCAACAGUUUACGAGAACCGUUGUCACGUAUUCAACUGUGGCAGUGAUUACGUCACUAAUGAUAUCGCGUAACAAUAUGAGCAGGCCUUGCUACUCUUCAAAACAUUGAUUUCUUCGGUUUUGUAUAUACUCCGGAAAAAAAUAAUGAAACACUUCUAAUAAUGAAAUAAUGAAUAAUAGUGUGGAUAUUGAAAAUAAUGCGAUAUAAAACAUCAAUCAACAACAAUAUAAUCUAGUAUUAAUAGUUAAAAAAGAGAACUAUUGAGCACGAAGUGAAAUUAUUAGUCUGUUAUUGAACACCAAUUGUUAACAUAAGUCAUGAUUCAAACCAGCUUUGUGCCUGAAAUAUACGCACUAUACAAACGGUAGAAAGAGUCACACAACAUCAUAGUACACGUAUUAAAAGCAACAUAAUUUAACAAUCAUUAAGUAAAUUAUCAUAAUUUUUGAGCACAUGCACUAACAAUUGAGGCGUCAGAAUUAAUUUCGUUGAAAUAGUUGAGCUCCUAAUGCAUUAAUCAAAUAAGUUUCAAAAAAAUGUAUGUAUCAAAUGACAAACGUAUUUUUCUUAAUUUAAUUUUUAUUAAAAACACCCCAGACAGAUGGAGUAUCAAAUUUUUAUUACAAAUAGCGUGUACAUGCCCAUACAUUCCUUAGAAUACAAAGAUAUCAGAUAUUUAUUUACGUUUAUUUAUAUUUGUUGCACUGCGCGUAUAUAAUUGACGUCAUUCAAAGUUAGUCGUUGCGUGAUUUAUCGGUCUCUAUUCAAAAUGACCAGUGCUUCCUGUAAAUUACUACAAUGUAUUGCAACGUGGUUCUGAAUUACCAUUUAAACAGGUUUUAAAAAUGUCAAUAAAUACCUAAACAAUAAUAAAAUUAGAUUGAAUAAAGAAGAAAUAGUAUUUAGCUGUCGAUAUAAAAUUAUAAUUAUAUAAUAUAUUCAUUUAUUUAAUCCAAGUUAUUACAAUAAAUAAUAUAUGUAAUGCCCUUAAUAACUAUAAAAUUAUAAGUAAUUAUUAAUCAAAAUAUUAUGGGAACGUAUCUGUUAUUUGGCAGAACGUAAGCAAUUUUAGAGAUAAAUGUUUUUUUUUCUCGAUAAAUACCAACUGUGACUUAAACAUGACACCUAAGUGCAUUAAAUCAACAUUGAGUGUAAUCUCAUUGAAAUUAAUACGUAAAGUAAGCAAUAAAGAGAUUUAUUAAAUAUUUUUAUUAAAUACUAUUUUUCAACAAACAGAACGUGUUCACAAAUGUUUUAUAUAUUUACAUAGACUAUUCGAUAUUUGAAUGCUUUCUCUGUUGAGAUGAAUGAUUAGUUGAGGCCGUCACGAUGGCGCCAUGUUAUUAUAUUAAGAAAUAAUAAAAAAAAUGUAGCUUAAUUACUAAAAAACACGUUUUAGUAGCAGCAAACCAAAAUAAAGAAUUAAAUAUUCUUUCAUAUCCCGUUAGUUCGGUUUAGGAUAUUAGGCCAAAGUAAUAAAAGUACUAAAGUGUCAUCAGUGCUUGAUACGUGCGCAAACUUUCAAGUUGAAAGUUAUGAAGUUUUUUAAAAUUACGUUGGGAUAUUUCGUUAUAUAAGCGCGUUAAAAAAUUAAGUUGAAUGCUAUUUUCACUACUUCGAUGCUAUAGAAAUGCUAUAGUAUAAUUAUUAUUAUGAAUAAAAUAACCCGAAAUAGUAAUAUUUUCAUUUAUUUCGUUUUUGUUUUUUUGUUAUCAUAUAGUUUCGAAUUCAAGCUUAAGUAUUGUUCAUCAUACAGUAUAAAAACUAAUUCGGCGUGUUAAAUCCAAAACUUUAGUGUGAUCGUAUAAAAUUUACAUUCAUUUUUUUCGAGUGCCAUCUAUUAAUGAGUAAAAAACGAUGGCCCGCUAGGCUUAGUUCAAUAUAACCCCGCUAGAUGUCGCAGUUAUUGGAACCGAGCUAUUAAAACACAUACAACAUGUUUUAACACCAGCAUCUCUCCGCCUGUGAACGAAAUUUGAUCACAAAAUAUUUCUAAUAUAUUUUUAUCUUUUCAUUGCUCUCCUUUUUAUAAUUAACUAUGGAGAGUAGAAAUAAGGAGCACCAUCCUAUAUAGGUGAUAAGAAAAAGGGUCCACCUGUAAACAGCUAUUGUUGGAAGACUCGCCGAAAUAGCGCUAGUGUAGCAAAUAGAAAUGAUAUGAAAAUAGCAGUUUUAAACAGAGUAGUGUGCUGGGUUGAAAAAUUUAUUAUUUUUCGUGACUUCAACUAUUUAUUUUUAUUACUAAUUAUGCAGGAAGUGUUUUUUUCCUUCUUAAUCUAGUAUCCUACUCUAUGUUAUCUGUCAUCUAUCUAGUUAUGGCGCUGUUUUUUAAAUCUUUCCACUUGCGACUGUGGCGCCACUUUAAUUGACCCACAUUCUAAUACACUGAGAUAGUACUCCCUACUUCUACCCUCCUUAUUUGAUGAUAUAAAUUAUUUAAUAAUGUUCAAUGACAGUUCCGAUAAGCAUUUCAUAAAAUGACAGUAACACAAUAUUAGGUAGCUUAAUGAUAGAACUGGUUUAAAAAACAGCAAUAACUAAUAUUACCUUCGUAUUCACCAAUUAUGUGGCUUCGGAAUAAUGCUUCGGAUGACGGUUGAUACACAUAACAUUAUUAUUAUGUUUUAUUGCAAAGAUUCGUAGUUAUAUUCUGCGAUCGACUUAUUUCGUGACCCUGGAAUUUCUUGUUUAGAACCACUUGUCUGCAAAUAGGUUUACGCAUCAUGCAUAAUACUGUUAUCAUAGACACUGUUGUAACAAUUAAUUGUGUUUGGAAUUAUGUUAUGAGACAUGUUUAUUUUAUUUAAUAAUAAUAAUAAUAAUAUGUUAUUAAAAUAGCUUGAAUAAAUUUUCUAUUUCGAAAUAAA
Molecule: messenger RNA, 4797 nt
Organism: Bombyx mori (domestic silkworm)
Lineage: Eukaryota; Metazoa; Arthropoda; Insecta; Lepidoptera; Bombycidae
Gene: Blos2
Product: biogenesis of lysosome-related organelles complex 1 subunit 2
Exons: 4
Coding region: 329-751 (140 amino acids)
Biological process (GO): endosomal transport; lysosome localization
Cellular component (GO): BLOC-1 complex; gamma-tubulin complex; BORC complex
Molecular function (GO): gamma-tubulin binding
Source: RefSeq, a predicted model, not a curated record